Messenger RNA from Protomyces lactucae-debilis, 1627 nucleotides. RefSeq lists its product as uncharacterized. Lineage: Eukaryota; Fungi; Ascomycota; Taphrinomycetes; Taphrinales; Protomycetaceae. Gene Ontology annotation, molecular function: protein binding. Bases 93 to 1337 code for a protein of 414 amino acids. The transcript has a single exon. The record is from RefSeq and is a predicted model, not a curated record.
UGGCCGUGUUUGUUGAGUUGUUGACAUUUUCGUUGUCUCUUCGUCCUCUUCACCAUUUCAAACGCAGCCAAAACACCGCGUAUGGACGACACAUGGAUCAACGCACAACGCUCUGCGAACACGCCGGACGUCUGAUUGAGCAGACCUCACAGACUGAGCAUACGACCCGACAGUAUCUAUCGCAGCAUGAUAUUCGCAUCCCGGCCUUGUUUAACGUGCCGCCGGACGAGCAGGUGGCCAGUGAACGUAAUGUGGACGCAAAGAGGCAAGUUAACAAUGUGAAGCGCGAUCAUUGGCUUGUCUGGAAGCUACUGCAGUAUCCAAUUGAUCUCAGUCUCCGUCACCUUUGGGGUUCCACGGUGAUGCAUGUGGAUCAGAGCUCCUCUCAGCACAUCGCGCUUUGUCCAGUUGCAUCCAUCGCUGCAAUCGCAUCAUCUCGCGGGACGCUAUCCUUCCAUGAUACAGAUCGUAAUCGUCUGUGGUCGAGUAGGGUGUCAUUUCCGGGACUUGCACAAGUCACGUCACUUGCUUGGCAUGCUUCGAGUCUUGCCGUCACGUAUGCAGAAGGCCAAGUCGCGAUACUGGAACUAGACUUGAGCAGUCAGCAAGUGAAGCGCUCUCAACUUCUCCCUCUUCUACCUCUAUCAACACAGCUUGGAGUUUGUCAUCAGGUUGCUUGGCUGGAUGUGCGCUUCAUCAUUGUUGCGAGCAGCUGUGGCCUUUUCCUUGUUGACACAACCAAGCAAGAUCCUGCACAGGCGAGUCUCCGGAUCUUUCGAUAUCCAUGUACCUCUCUGUCUAUCUCCGCCAGUUUCAUUGCUGUAGGUGGACCGUAUGGCGUGCAUACAAUGAGCUACAGGUAUCCCAUGCAAGUAUCCCAGACGGUCCGCUGUACAAAGGCCCCACCUACAUCGCUUGUCUUUGCCCAAGAGCGUGUCUUGCUCUAUGCAUCCGCCGACGCUCCAGAAGUCAAGGCUGUACAGUUGGCUGCUCAUGAAGAAUUCAAGGCUCCGUCUGUGAGAGCACUUGAAAAGCUAGUCUUGUCGCAUCUCGGUCAGGUUGCCAUCACUCACGUUGUUCUGAGUGGUAGUCGUGUCAUGAUGAGUACGGGCGCUUGGACUGGACUGGCACAGUUGACAGUGGAACCCAAUCGAGCCUUUUGGCAGGAGAUUGGACAAGUUUUUGGCCCCAAUGAAGACGAAGGAGAUGAACAUGGUGGCCGUGCAGCCUUGUUGGAAGCAGUGCCCAUCAGGCAUGGGAGGGCGAAGGAAGACGGCAGUCGUGGAUUUGCUUGCCUUUGGAGCACAUCCCAGGCCAGUAUUCUACCAAUCAUCUAGCUAGUCUAGCCUAUCCUCACGACAGAUACAGAACGAGCAGGUCUUGUUCAAUCAGCGAUCUUGGUGAUUGUACAAAGCAUCAUCUUUGUUCGAUUGUGAGUCGAUCAAUACAAGUGUUUACAUCACAUUGAAGAAGCCCAGUUGCUCGUGUUGUAUGUCAUGACAAUGUUGAGCAGAGGAAGACGCAUUGGCGACAGGAACGUGUCGCUGCUUUGUUGACGCGCUCCGUUCCAAUGCGUCUCCCACUGACAGUCUGCGUCUCGAGGAACGCGCAGUAUGGAUCAGUCUUG